AUGGUAGAUAAUUUUCCAAAUGAAUUGAUGCUUGAAAUCUUAAACCACGUAUUGAAAGAUACUGAAACUUGCAAGAAGUGGAACGAUUUUGUUCCGGUGGUUAUUAAUGAUGAAUUAACUCGAAAUCUAAAACGCAAAAUUAGAGUGGCGGAGGAAGGAGUUUAUUUGAUUACCGAACUGAAAAUUGAUGCGAGGAGAUUUUUUAGAAAGUUGGAUAAAGAAUUAAGAUUACUUAAAAGGAGAAGAUUGGAAUUUGGUAAAUUUCAGGAUAGAAUUGAAAAGACUUAUAUCAAAUCUAAUAUUACUCCAAAUACUUUAAAACUUGAAUUAUCUCAAAUGGUAUGGAAACCUUCAAAUGAAGACCAAUCAAAUUUCAUUCAAUUAGUUUCUACUCGUUUAGGUGAACUUCAAUUAAAAUCAAAAGAAUUUUUUGAAGAAUUAGAUUCAGAAAUACAAAGAGUUUCAGAUUUUUUUAUAAAUCAAACAAAUUCUCUUAUCAAUAUUUAUGAAAAGAACGAAGGUGUUUAUUCCAAUGAAUAUGAUCUUGCGGAUUUAUUACAAUCAAUCAUAAAAUUAGAAAAAUUUGUUUUCCUUAAUUACACAGGAUUAGUUAAAAUAUUAAAAAAACAUGAUAAGUGUUCUGGAUUAAAUUUUAGUCAAGCUUAUCUUUAUCGAAUUGCUUCCCUUCCAUUUGUAAAUUCUGGAAAACUUUCAUCAUUAAAAAAGACUUUAAUGGAAAAACUGGUAGAAAAUACAUCCCCCAAUUUAAUUUUGUCACCUACUAAUGGUAAUGGUGGUGUUGAUGGUGAUGUUAUUAAUCGUCUUCCUAUCACCGAACUCGUCAACAAUUCAACAAAAAACGCUUUAGCAAAAAAUUUAUCAAAUUUCUUAAAAUCAAAUUUUGUUCCAUCUCCUGAUAGUUGGUUUCCCCCAGCAGCAUUAUUACCUCAUCAAAAAGUUUUAAUUUCUUUAACUGGACCUCAUGGAACAGAUAUUAUUGGUUGCGUUUUAGAUUGUAUGGCUAAACAUGAUUGUGAAAUUGAAGAUUUCAUGUUAUCAAGAUUAUAUCAUAAUGUUACAUUUGGAGUUUUGGUUGUACUUAAAUCUGAUAAUGUGGAUUUAUUUCGUGAUCUCGCUGAAGCAUCAAGGAAAUGGGAUGGUACUUUAUCAUUUGAUGUUCAUGGGCAUCAAGAUAAUUUACCAAAAUCUAUUGAAGAUGCACCAUAUGAAAAUCGUAUUAAAUAUACUUCCACAGUAUUAAAUCAAAAUGGACUUUCGGCAAAAUUUCUAGAUUCUUGGACGAAAUUAUUACUUCGAGAAAAAAUUUCAGUUGAAAGAAUGCAAAGAUUGAAUGAAGGAAGAUUAUCAUGUGCUGAUUAUAAAUUAUCGAUUCCGAAUGGAACGGAUUUUGAAUCUUUAAGACAAGAAUUAUUUCAGUUAAGUAUGAAUCAUGGAACAGACGUGGCUCUUCAACCUGAUGAUGUAUUUAGAAGGCAUAAGAGAUUGGUUGUAUUUGAUAUGGAUUCUACUUUAAUACAACAAGAAGUUAUUGAUGAAAUUGCUAGAUUAGCAGGUGUGGUUCAUGAAGUGGCAGCAAUCACGGAAUCUGCCAUGAACGGUGAAAUUGAUUUUAAAGAAUCUUUAAGGCGUCGUGUUUCUUUAUUAAAAGGAACACCUGUAAGUGUUUUACAAACCGUCAAAGAUAAUCUCGUUUAUACGGAAGGUGCAAAAUCUCUUUGUAAAGCGUUAAAAAAAAUAGGAUUUAAAUUAGCCGUUAUCUCUGGUGGGUUCAUUCCCCUCGCUAGACACGUGAAAAAUGAACUUGGGUUAGAUUAUGCUUUUGCCAAUCAAUUAAAAGUUUCAGCCAAUGGUGAAUCAUUUACAGGAGAACUUUUAGGAUCAAUCAUUGAUGGAGAACGUAAAGCAGAAUUAUUAGAAGUUAUAGCUCAAGCAGAAAAUGUAACAUUAGAUCAAGUUAUUGCAGUUGGAGAUGGAGCAAAUGAUUUAUUUAUGUUGGCAAAAGCUGGAUUAGGUAUAGCAUUUAAUGCUAAACCACGUGUGCAAGAAAAGCAAGAAGAAACUUAUGAAAAAUGUAGUUGGGAGCAAGUUGAAAUAAGAGCAUUUGAUUUGAUGGAAUCAGCAGCUGACACUAAUUUAUGA
Molecule: messenger RNA, 2160 nt
Organism: Diversispora eburnea
Lineage: Eukaryota; Fungi; Glomeromycota; Glomeromycetes; Diversisporales; Diversisporaceae
Source: the annotation of a GenBank genome assembly